Messenger RNA from Contarinia nasturtii (swede midge), 1347 nucleotides. RefSeq lists its product as uncharacterized. NCBI's taxonomy places the organism in Eukaryota, Metazoa, Arthropoda, Insecta, Diptera, Cecidomyiidae. Bases 654 to 1262 code for a protein of 202 amino acids. The transcript has 4 exons. The record is from RefSeq and is a predicted model, not a curated record.
AAUUAUGGUCUAUGUAUGGUUGCAGUAACUUAAAUUACCGUGAAACCUUGUGAAUAUUAUUUUCUUAUCAAAAUAAAUAAUCAAAAAAAAAAAGGUUUUAUGACUGUCGUAAAUUACAUGAGAGCAUUCUUGUUUGGUAUUUCACCAGUCAUGAUCUCAAACAAUUCGUAUAUAUUUUACGACAUUUCACGAAAAUAUAGCGCAAACUGCACGCAAUGACGCAAAAAAGAUAUUCGAAAAAAUUAACUUAAACAAAUGUACGUAGAUGGGUUUACCAUCAAACAGAUUAUAUUUUAAUAAUAUGACGUAAAAGGAGAAAAUAAAUGCAAAUAAAUAUAUAAAUAAACUGGUAUAAUAAAAUGCAUCGAAACUUUAAUUCUGAAGCUUGCACGUCUCAAAUAAAAAGGAACUUACAUCCGUAAGUCUAACUUUUCCGCACUGUUUCCAAAUUUCUUUCUUUAGCGAACGAAUAUUUAUUUCCCGAAAGAUGUUGAACAUACACUGGUAUUGCAGUACUAAUUUAAUAACUACCAAAUUCUAGACUAUUGACGUAUAAAUAAUUCAAAAUAUAUGAUGUGUGUGUGUGUCUCUCUAUCUCUCUCUCUCUGUGGAAAGAUAAAAUCGCCAAAAGUGUGAAUUUUUGUACGGAUGCAAUGAAUUUGAGAUUUUAUUUGAACAAAUGUUUUUUUCCAAGUUAUUGUGCCUCUCCUCCACGCAUGGAAAUAAACAAAAACCAAUUUACGCACAGAUUAUUUGUACAGACAAAAUUCUAUUUCCGAAAUUGUUUAAUUUUGAAACACAUUUGUUUAUUUUUGAGCUACAUCAUUCAUCAGCACCAUAUCUGCAUAUGGUUUUCGCUUUCGAAAAAAAUUCAAUUUCACUUGAAUCAUUCAGUUGAAACAGUCAAAUUCGAAAUCAAAAUGAAAUUCUUAUUAUUCGUUGCACUUCUGACCGUCGGAGUUUGCGUCGCUUCUCCGGAUCCAUCACUCCCAGUCCCACUAGUCCCAGGUGCCUCAGAUAUGCCACCAGUCCCAGUCCCAGCUGCCCCAGAAGAAGUCCCACUCCCAGGUGGCGUUAAACAUGACGGUGGAGAAUGCACAAUACCAGUUCCCACAGUUACUAAAUUGCUUGAUGGACUGGGCAGCAAUAUUCAAUCGGUUCAAGCUGCUGGCGAGUUAUUUGCUGAUUCUUUUACAAGGCGCCUCAAUUAUAAUUCAUGUUUCGAACGUGAAGAAUGUGAAAGAUGUACGUUUGCAAAAUAACAUUUUGAUUGUAAUACUAUGAUACGUAAAAACUGUGAAUGCGUAUUGCACUUCAUCUAUAUAAGCACUUAAUAAAUAUCAAGCU